Effrenium voratum is the source of this 1569-nucleotide messenger RNA. Lineage: Eukaryota; Dinophyceae; Suessiales; Symbiodiniaceae. The record is from the annotation of a GenBank genome assembly.
AUGGCAAGGCGCCGCGCCAAAAAGCGCACGGCCGAAGAAAGGGCGCUUGACGACCUAGCAGAGCCUCACUCCGCGCUGUGGACCUGCUUGAUUGAGCUCUGGGCCUGGGGCAGCUUGUCCAGUCCGAUUGUUCAGAAGCUAGCGUCGGCGGCCCGUCAAAGCGGGUGCGCGUUUGUGAUAUCUCGACUCUUGCGAACCUCGGCCACGGCGGCGCGCAAGAAGGAAACGUGCACAGGGAUCUCCUGCGCGCGUACGCUGCCCGCUGCGUCACUCCAGAGCUCCGCCGGCGAGCGCACGGAGAGCACGUCGCAGGCUAUACUGCCAGCCUCUGAGUGGAUCCGCAGCCUCUGCGGGCACGGGUUGGACGCAGCCCUUCUGGGCUCCGAGGCAGACCGAGUGCGCUUCUGGGAGCGCCAGCUGAGCUCCCCUCGAGCCGUUGGCGUGGGGUACUACCACGUCCGAAGCUUUUGCCCCGCGCAGACAGUGCCUCUGCUUCUCUUUGCGGACGGGGCUAGCCACGCAGAGCAUGACGGCACUGUGGCCUGCGACAUAGCAGAGAGCAUGUUUCUCUUAGCUGCCCUGCCCAAGUCGGCAGCCGUUAAAAGGGAAUCCUGGCGGCAACUAUGGUCCGCCCUGGUGGCGGACUUCAAUGAUCUGGCUCAUGGCCGCGCAGCCGACGGGUCCGCGUUGCCUCUGAGGGCCGUGGUGUGGGUCGUCUCGGGCGACUAUGAGCACAUGGCAAACGAAUAUGGGCUGCCGCACUGGGCUAGCUUCCGCUGCUUUUGGUGCUGCAAGCAGAAAGCUGACUUCUUCGACUUCGGCGACAUUGCGCGCCAGACCUACGCUGUCGAGGACUUACUCGACCAGGCAGCCCUCGAACACCCACUCACCGCUUUGACAAAUUUUUCUCCUUGUAUGUUUGCCAUCGACACCUUGCACUGCCUGGAUCUGGGCGUUGCCGCGCAUGUGUACGGCAACGUGUUCUAUGAGCUCACGCGGGAUUGGCCGGAAACCAAGAUCGGCAGCAUCCAGCGACUCAAUCGCGAACUGCGGGCGCAUUGCGCAGCUCUCGCGGUGCAGCCGCCGCGCCUGGCGCCUGCAGUCGCGGCCCUGGCAGCCACGUAUGGCUGUGGGUCCACCCACCGCAAGAGGCGCGCGCGCGUGACAUCGCUGCUCGCAAGCCUCUACGAGGCUGCAAGCUGCCGAGAUCUGGUGAUGCCAGCGGACAAGCAUGAAGACUUUGUCAAUGCGCUUUCAGAGUUCCUAGACCAGUACCGAUGUCUGAGAGCUGCGUGUCGUGAUGAUGGCUGGCACAUCGUCUUUAAGUUCCACAUGCUUCGGCACUUGGAUGAGCAGUCCAAACACUUGAGCCCCAGGUAUGUGUGGACGUACCCUGGGGAGACGUUAAUGUCUCUUGUGUGUCAGCUAGCCGGAUCCUGCUCGCGGGGCACCCCUGGCCGACUGCUUGGCGUCAAAGUGCUAGAGAAAUACCGGGUUGCUCAGCACCUCAUGCUCUCAGGUCAGAUACCUGUGCGCUCUCGUAUGGUCAGCGACGAGCUCGGCGAGUAG